Fragaria vesca subsp. vesca is the source of this 782-nucleotide messenger RNA. RefSeq names its product major allergen Pru av 1-like. Bases 134 to 616 code for a protein of 160 amino acids. Gene Ontology annotation, molecular function: protein phosphatase inhibitor activity; abscisic acid binding; signaling receptor activity. Gene Ontology annotation, biological process: defense response; abscisic acid-activated signaling pathway. NCBI's taxonomy places the organism in Eukaryota, Viridiplantae, Streptophyta, Magnoliopsida, Rosales, Rosaceae. The transcript has a single exon. The record is from RefSeq and is a predicted model, not a curated record. Gene Ontology annotation, cellular component: cytoplasm; nucleus.
CAGGGUGAGCUAUUUCACCCCUUUAACCUAUAAAUACCACCUUCAGGGCUUACACUUUCUCACACCAAUACCAAUACUCUCUUUGCUUCCUCCACAUUUCAGUCUUCUCAUCUUAAGCUUGCAAACGAUUAUCAUGGGCGUGUUCACUUAUGAAACCGAGUUCACCUCUGUCAUCCCACCCCCAAGACUCUACAAGGCCUUUGUUCUUGAUACUGAUAACCUCAUCCCCAAGAUUGCCCCACAGGCUGUGAAGAGCACAGAACUCGUUCAAGGUGAUGGAGGUGUUGGAACCAUCAAGAAGAUCCACCUUGGUGAAGGAAGCGAAUACAGCUAUGUGAAGCAUCAGAUUGAUGGACUUGACAAAGACAACUUUGUUUACAACUACAGCAUCAUUGAAGGUGAUGCUAUCGGAGACAAGGUCGAGAAGAUCUCGUACGAGAUUAAGUUGGUGGCGUCUCCAAGUGGAGGUUCCAUCAUCAAGAGCACAAGCCACUACCAUUGCAAAGGAGAGGUUGAGAUCAAGGAAGAGCAUGUCAAGGCCGGAAAAGAAAGAGCUGCUGGUUUGUUCAAGAUCAUUGAAAACUACCUUUUGGGAAACCCUGAUGCAUACAACUAAAUCGAACCAUGAUAGCGCUACUGCAUUAUAGUCUCCUUUUGUCAUUGGUGUGGCUUUGAUAUCACUUUCCUUUCUUUUCAACCAAGACGUUUGUUUUGGCUUUGCAUUUUGGUUUAUGGCGAAUUGUAAUAAUAUUGGAUUUGAUUUAGCCAAAUAAAGAAUAGAA